AAUCGAAUAAGCUCUCAACGUGCAUUAGGCAUUGAGUUUUAAUAUAUCUUUGGUCGGAACCUUUCUCCCGCGUGUGCUUUGUUUCAAGUGUUCAAAUCAAAGUUGAACCCCACUACAUUCGGAUUUAAUGGGAAUUUCAUUUCCUCCCUGCCUUACCAUAAGAUUAAAAGGAUGACAGUUAAAUGGUGACUAUUCAAAUUGGCUUUUUGUCCGCCUUGAAGGCGUACAUUACAUGUCGCCGACACGGAAGCAAAUAUUGCCUCCAGGCGAAGAAUUCGCGGGCAGCUUAGCUAAUGCUACAUGCCACAGCUGCACUCUACGUGUCCAGAGGCGAAAAGAGAGCCGAGCCUAGCUAAUGCUACAUGCUAAUGCUACACUCUACGUGUCCAGAGGCGAAGAUAGCCGAGCCUAGCUAAUGCUACGUGCUAAAGCUACACUCUACGUGUCCAGGAGCGAAAAGAAGACAAGCCGAGGAGAAGAUCCCAUCCCGACAUGGGGUUUUCCUUGUAUUCUAGUCCGUCAAAUGAGAAAACAUGUUCAGAAUGGCGCCCAUGAAAGACUCAGGCGGCAUUUUGUGUUGUUUUGGGGAAAAGUGAACUUUUAAGAAGCAUGACCAUGUUUUCAUCGCGGAGGAAACCUGUGCUGUACUUUAAGGAGGAGAGAAGGAUUGCAUGGCGGCGCUGUUCCAUGUACAAGUUGUUUGGAGUUUUGCUGCUGCUGCUGUUGGCAUCGCUGCUGUGGCUCCAGCUCAGCUGUUCAUCCGACAUGGCCGCAUCUUCCUCCUCGUCCUCCUCUUCAAGGUGGGACGGGCGCUUCCCUCAGCAGCCACCCCCGCCUUGCCGACCCGAAAGAGGACAAGAGGCGUCGUGGGGGCCCCACAAGCUGGCACUGGUGGUGCCCUUUCGGGAACGCUUUGAGGAGCUGCUGGUCUUUGUGCCCUUCAUGCACGCAUUCCUCAACCAGAAGAAAAUAGCGCACCAGAUCCUCGUCAUCAACCAGCUGGACCGCUACAGGUUCAACCGAGCGUCCCUGAUCAACGUGGGCUACCUGGAAAGCGCCAACGACACGGACUACCUGGCCAUGCACGACGUGGACCUGCUGCCCCUCAACGACGCUCUGGACUACAGCUUCCCUGCCGACGGGCCCUUUCACGUGGCCUCCCCUGACCUGCACCCCAUCUACCAUUACAAGAGAUAUGUGGGCGGGAUCCUGCUGCUCACCAAGAAGCAUUACAAAAUGUGUAACGGGAUGUCCAAUCGUUUCUGGGGGUGGGGUCGCGAGGACGACGAGUUCUACCGCCGUCUGAGGAAGGCCAAUUUGCAGCUCUUCCGGCCCAGCGGAAUCACCACGGGCAACAAAACCUUCCUGCACAUGCACGACCCGGCCUGGCGCAAGCGGGACACCAAGAGGGUGGCGGAACAGAAGCAGGCGCAGUUCCAAGUGGAUCCAGAAGGGGGCCUCAGCAACCUGCGCUACCACGUGGAGUCCCGACAGGAGCUGACUAUAGGGGGCGCUCCCUGCACAGUCAUCAACACCGUGUUAGACUGCCAGCAAGAUGAGACACCAUGGUGCGUCUAUGCUUAGACGCCUUUUAUUUUGAAAGCGCUCCUAAAUUAGGAAGAGGGCGGCCAUUUUGCACAGGGGGAAGUGAGUGUCUUCCAUCUUUUUCAUCUGCAAACUUUUAUCGGACUUUCUAGCAUCUCGCGUACCCGUUUGCAAGCCGUUUGUAUCAGUAUUAAUUUAUCGGCUGCUACCGAUGGCGACAGACGUCCAAUCCGUCCAUUCAUUUCCCGUCGGCCCUCCCACGUCAAAUGGAUGGGACGUCUACUAGUGUCAAACUCAUUUCACUUCACAGUAGGAUGAUUGGACGCCACGUGAUCAGACGUCUAUCGGCGUGAACGCCUCUAUGAACAAUGUUUCUCCGGCAGUCAGUCUUAUUUAUUUGUUCAUGUAGUUUUUACGUCAGUUUUUAUCGCGGAACGCUACGGACGGACGUCUUGAUGAUGAAAAUAAUAAUCAUGAAAAGCUUGGUCAUCCAUUUCGUCAGAAAUAAAACCAUUCCAAUGUAACGAGCCCUUUGAUUUAUUCCUUCUACUGCUUCUAUUCUUCAUAAGUUGACUAUUAGUCGUAUCUUUAACUAGUGUGAUGUCUGAGAGUGACCUUGUUUUCUCUUAUUGAUCAUCUACUGAUGUUUGACACAAAGUUAGUGCCCUCCUAAGUCCGCAAGCGAUUUUAAUUGACCAUUUUUUUCUUUUAAAGCGACUAGUGAUGUCUAAAAGUGACCAGGUUUUUUAUGAUUGUCUAGUGAUGUCUUAAGUCUAAAAACAGUUUCACAAUGACCAAGAUUUAAGUCGACUUAUUACGUCUUGAUGGAGUUCAAGUCUUUAUGAUCGUCUAGUAAUGUCUGACAGUGACCUGGUGACCUCAUAAGUCAAGCAAUUCUUAUCAGUUUUCAUUUGACUAAUGAUUCUCUGACAGUGACUUAGUAAGUCCACGAGAGAUUUUUUAACAGUAACCAAGUUUUCUUUCAAGUUGACUAGUGAUCAUCUAGUUAUGUCUAAAAAUGACCUAUUGCCGUCUUAAAUCAUAUUCAAUUUAACAAUGAUCACAUUUUUAAGUUGAAUAGUGAUAACUGAUGGAGGUCGAGUGUUUAUGAUCAUCUAGUAAUGUCUGACAGUGAUCUGGUGCCCUCGUAAACCCAUGAGCAAUUUUUAGCAUCGACCAAGUUUUUUUAAGUUGACUUGGAAUCAUCUAGUGAUGUCUGACAGGGACCUCGUACCCUUUUAAGUUCGCGAGAGAUUUUUUAACAGUAACCAAGUUUUCUUUCAAGUAGACUAGCGAUCCUCUAGUGAUGUCUGACAGGGACCUUGUUCCCUUUUAAUUCCAUGAGAUAUUUUUUUUUUUUAACAGUAACCAAGUUUUCUUUCAAGUUGACUAGUGAUCAUCUAGUAAUGUCUAACAGUCACAUAUUGCCCUCUUCAAUCCAAAGCGAUUUAACAAUUAUCACAUUUUCUUUUAAGUCGAGCUUUUAUGAUCAUCUAGUCAUAUCUGACAGUGACCUUGUUCCCUGGUAAGUCUAUGAGCAAUUUUAAAUAGCGUCCAUGUUUUAGAUCAACUUCUGAUUUCUGAUGGAUGUCGAGUGUUUAUGCUCAUCUAGAAAUGUCUGACAGUAUAUCUGGUGCCCUCGUAAACCCAUGAGCAAUUUUUGACAUUGACUAAGUUUUUUUUAAGUUGACUAGUAAUCAUCUAGUAAUGUCUGAAAGGGACCUCGUACCCUCUUAAGUGCACGAGAGAUUUUUUUAACAGUAACUCUUUUCUUUUAAGUUGACAAGUGAUUGUCUAGUGAUGUCUAACAGUGACCUUUUGCCGUCUUCAAUCCAUAGCGAUUUAACAAUGAUCACUUUCUCUUCAAGUCGAGUGUUUAUGAUCAUCUAGUAAUGUCUGACAGUGAUCUGGUGACCUCGUAAAUCCAUGAGCAAUUUUUAACAUUGACCAAGUUUUUUUAAGUUGACUAGUAAUCAGCUAGUAAUGUCUGAAAGGGACCUCGUACCCUCUUAAGUCCAUGAGAUUUUUUUUUUAACAGUAAAGUUUUCUUUUAAGUUAAAAUGUGAUCGUCUAGUGAUGUCUAACAGUGACCCUGUUACCCUCUUAAAUCCAAAGCGACUUAACAAUGGUCACAUUUUCUUUUAAGUCGAGGCUUUAUGAUCAUCUAGUCAUGUCUGACAGUGACAUUGUGCCUUGGUAAGUCUAUGAGCAGCUUCAAACAGUAGCCAGGUUUUAGAUCAACUUGUGAUGUCUGAUGGAUUUCGAGUGUUUAUGAUCAUUUAGUAAUGUCUGACCGUGACCUAGUUUCCUCAUAAACCCGCAAAUGAUUUUUAACAGUGACCCAAGUUUUUUUUUUUUUAUUACGUUGAUUGGUGCGUAUAGUGAUGUCUAACAAUGGCCUAGUACCCUUUUAAGUCCACUUUUAAGUCAAAAAGUGAUGUCUGACAGAGGUUAAGUCUAAGAGAUCAUCUAGUAAUGUCUGACAGUGACCUAGUGCCUCGUAAGUCCGCAACGGAUUUUUAACCGUGACCAACUUUUAAGUCAACUUGUGAUGUCCAACAGAAGUUCCUGUCUUUAUGAUCAUCUAGUAAUGUCUGACAGUGAGCUAGUUCACUGGUCAGCCAUUUUUACAAACAUUUCUAAACUUGUCAAACAACGUUCGUCAUCAGCUGACAGGAAGUUUGUUCUCAAAGGUGACACGGCAAAGAAAAGGAGCAGCAGACGACUGAGAUGCACCCGAGGCCGUUUCCGUCCCAUAUUUAGACGCUAGACGGGCGUCAUCUGUUUCCCACGUCGGGCCGCCAUCUGCUCAAAACAUUGGGACUUUUCAAAGCAACACUUUCCUACAUAUUAAUGUAUGUUUUCCAAACAUUUAUUGAUUGAUUGAUCAUUUAUUGAACCAAAAGAACAAUUUUCUACUUAAUAUAAACCUUUAGGGACCUAACAUGAAUUAUUUGGACCCAAAAUUAACAAACUUACAAAAAUGAAUCAUUUAAGACCAAAAAAGUUACCAUUAUUUAUUUAUUUAUUUAUUUAAUUAUUUUUACCCAAAAUGAAGCUUGAUGGAGCUAAUAUUAACCAUAUUAGAUCCAAAAUGAACAACCCGCAGCAAAAAUUAAUAUUUUCAGACCCAUUUUUCACCCCACAAUUUUUGACCAAAACCGAUCAUUUUUGGACCAAAAAGUAACCAUUUUUCCCCAACUCGAACUUUUACGGAUAAAAAAAAAAAAAAAAAAAACUAUGAAUUUUGGACUUAAAAAAAAACUUUCAAUAAUUAUUUGUUUCAGACAAAAACCAGCUUUAAAAAAAACCUAGCCAUUUUUGACAAAUUUACUAAUUUGGACAAAAAAAAAUGAAACACCUUUGCCCAGAGUAAACCUAAUAUUAAGAAUUUUGGAUUGAAAAUG
Molecule: messenger RNA, 4952 nt
Organism: Corythoichthys intestinalis (scribbled pipefish)
Lineage: Eukaryota; Metazoa; Chordata; Actinopteri; Syngnathiformes; Syngnathidae
Gene: b4galt7
Product: xylosylprotein beta 1,4-galactosyltransferase, polypeptide 7 (galactosyltransferase I)
Exons: 6
Coding region: 610-1584 (324 amino acids)
Biological process (GO): carbohydrate metabolic process; proteoglycan biosynthetic process
Cellular component (GO): Golgi apparatus
Molecular function (GO): xylosylprotein 4-beta-galactosyltransferase activity
Source: RefSeq, a predicted model, not a curated record